Molecule: messenger RNA, 2270 nt
Organism: Lampris incognitus (smalleye Pacific opah)
Lineage: Eukaryota; Metazoa; Chordata; Actinopteri; Lampriformes; Lampridae
Product: WD repeat-containing protein 20
Exons: 4
Coding region: 1-2061 (686 amino acids)
Molecular function (GO): protein binding
Source: RefSeq, a predicted model, not a curated record
AUGGCCGGAGAUGGCGGCGCUCUGAAGGAGAUCAAUGAGAUCAAGUCGCAGUUCCGCACCAGGGAGGGCUUCUACAAGCUGCUCACCCUCUCCGACUCGCAGCAGCGCGGCGGCCUCCCGCGGGGUCCGUCCUCCGCCGCCGCCGCCGGAGCCACGCUGGGCCCCGCAGGUGGACCGGGUCCCAUACCCGGAGGAGGGGUAGGUCUGCUGCAGGGGCCCGGAGCUGCCUCCUCCAAUGCCGCAGCCAACUCCUCUCCGGCGGGCUUCCUGCCUCCCGUCCGGGUCUCCAUGGUGAAGCUCCAGCCGGAGGACCCGGGCGAGGAGUCCGAGCGGGUGUGCUUCAACAUCGGCCGAGAGUUGUACUUCUACACGUACACCAACAUCAAGAAGGCGGUGGACCUCAGUAAGCCCAUAGACAAGAGGAUCUACAAGGGGACCCAGCCCACCUGCCACGACUUCAACCAGUACUCGGCCACGGCGGAGAGUGUUGCGCUAAUAGUGGGCUUCUCUGCAGGGCAGGUCCAGUACCUGGACCCCAUUAAGAAGGAGACCAGUAAACUCUUCAACGAGGAGAGGUUGAUAGACAAGUCCAAGGUGACGUGUCUGAAAUGGCUCCCCAAGUCGGAGAACCUGUUCCUGGCCUCCCACGCCAGUGGCCACCUCUACCUCUACAACGUGGACCACCCCUGUGGGACAGCAGCCCCGCAGUACUCCCUGCUGCGCCAGGGCGAAGGUUUCGCCGUCUACGCCUGCAAAACCAAGACGCCUCGCAACCCGCUGCUCCGCUGGGCUGUGGGCGAGGGCGGCCUCAAUGAGUUCGCCUUCUCCCCGGACGGCGUGCACGUGGCGUGCGUGGGCCAGGACGGCUGCCUGCGUGUCUUCCACUUCGACUCCAUGGAGCUGCAGGGCGUGAUGAAGAGCUACUUCGGUGGGCUGCUCUGUGUGUCCUGGAGCCCCGAUGGGAAGUACCUAGCCACGGGUGGUGAAGAUGACCUGGUUACCGUGUGGUCAUUUGCCGAGAGCCGCGUGGUGGCCCGGGGUCACGGCCACAAGUCCUGGGUCAACGUGGUGGCCUUUGACCCGUUCACCACCUCCCUGGAGGAUGAGGAGCCCAUGGAGCUGAGUGGCAGCGAGGAGGACCUCCACCAGGGGGCAGUCCCACCCUCCAUGCAUUUUGGUCGGGUCCGGACCAGCAGCACAUUGUCCCGCCUCUCCCGCCACAGUUCCAAGGGAGGUGGGUCGCCGUCAGUCACGUACCGGUUCGGCUCAGUCGGCCAGGACACCCAGUUCUGCCUGUGGGACCUGACGGAUGACGUGCUAUAUCCCCGCCUGCCGCUGUCGCGGGCCCUCACCAACACCUUCGGGCCCUCGUUGUCCAACUCUGGCAGUGGGGGGGUCAACAGCGGCGCCACAGGGGGAGGCACAGGAGGAGUGGAGGGCCACCACCACCCGCCCAACGCCACCUCCAAUGCUGCCACGCUCCCCCUGCCCCUCCCUCGCUCACUGUCGCGCUCCAACUCCUUGCCCCACCCGGCAGUGGCCAAUGCCUCCAAGGGCCAGGGGGCGUCAGAGGGGGGAGGUGGCGGUGGCGGGGGCGGAGGAGGGAGCAGUGGUGGGGGAGGAGGGGGGAGCAGCGGGGGAGGCAACAGCACCCCCUUCAGCAUCGGCCGCUUCGCCACCCUGUCGCUUCAGGAGCGCAAGUCGGACAAGUCCGGUGGCGGAGGUGGCGGAGGCGGUGGAGUAGAGAAGGAGCACAAGCGGUACCACAGCCUGGGCAACAUAAGCAAGAGCAACGACAAGAUCAAUGUGGCACCGCGCAGCAGCCGGCUGGACGCCGCCAAGGUCCUGGGCACCACGCUGUGCCCGCGCAUGCAUGAGGUGCCGCUGCUGGAGCCUCUGGUGUGCAAGAAGAUCGCGCACGAGAGGCUGACCGUCCUCGUCUUCAUGGACGACUGCAUCAUCACAGCCUGCCAGGAGGGGCUCAUCUGCACCUGGGCUCGGCCGGGGAAGGCGAACUUGACAGCACAGAACGGGAAUUCUCCGAGCGGUACAGUGGUAUAGCUGCAGGAGAAUCUUUGCAUACCACCACCCCACCCACCCAUCCACCACCUCCGAUGACCCCCCCCCCAUACUACCUCUGCCGCCGCCGCCACCAACUCCCCCAUACUACUCCUGCGCACCACCUUCUCUGAAAAACCUUUAAACCGAGGGGCCAACAACCAAGUGACACCCUACCUACCGUCGCAGUAUUGGACCACUGAAGGAGCUCA